AUGGCUGGAUCUGGAAGCUCAGAUGUGAGAACUCCAAUUUUCUCUGGUGAAAAUUAUGAGUUUUGGAAGAUUAAGAUGGUGACCAUAUUCAAAUCAUAUGGGCUUUGGAAUCUGGUAGAGAAGGGAAUUCCAGUUUUAGAUUCGAAGAAGAAGGAGAAGGACUCUGCCAAAGCUGCUUGGGAGCUAUUGCAUGGAGAAUUUCAUGGUGGAGAUCAUGUUAGAUCGGUAAAACUUCAAAAUCUUAGACGUGAAUUUGAAUAUACUAGGAUGCAUGAUAGUGAGUCAUUGUCUACUUAUCUUACUAGACUGAAUGAUCUGAUUAAUCAAAUGAAAACUUAUGGUGAAGUGCUCUCGAAUGAGAGGCUUGUGCAAAAGGUUUUGAUUAGUCUUAGCAAGGUUUAUGACCCCAUUUGUUUAGUGAUUGAAAACACUAAGAGUCUAGAGACUGUGGAGUUGCAAGAGGUAAUUGCUAUUCUGAAAAGUCAAGAGCAGCGAUUUGAGUUGCACAAUGUAGAUGCAACUGAGAAAGCUUUUGCCUCAUUCACAGUGAGUUCAAAAGGUCAGAAUAAAAAUGCAACUAAUUCUGGUUCAUCCAAGACUCAGAAAAAUUGGAAUCCAAAAGGUAAACCUUGGGAAUCGAAAGGCAAGCCUCAAUGGAAUAAUUCUGCACAGACUCACAGCUCAUCUACAGGUCAAGAAGCUGUAAAACCCCAAUGCAAGGUGUGCUCCAAGUAUCACUUUGGAGAAUGCAGGUAUAAAGGCAAGCCAAAGUGUUACAACUGUGACAGGUUUGGUCACUUGGCUAGAGAGUGCAUUGCAGAGAAGGCUGUGCAAAAGGCAAACUGUGCAAGUCAAAAGGAGGUGACUAGAACCUGUUUUAUGCAAACUGCACUACCACUGAGUCAAAACCGAAUGGGGAUUGGUAUAUUGACAGUGGCUGUAGCAAUCAUAUGA
Molecule: messenger RNA, 954 nt
Organism: Prunus persica (peach)
Lineage: Eukaryota; Viridiplantae; Streptophyta; Magnoliopsida; Rosales; Rosaceae
Exons: 2
Coding region: 1-954 (317 amino acids)
Molecular function (GO): nucleic acid binding; zinc ion binding
Source: RefSeq, a predicted model, not a curated record